Morus notabilis is the source of this 3109-nucleotide messenger RNA. Its product is annotated as nodulin homeobox. NCBI's taxonomy places the organism in Eukaryota, Viridiplantae, Streptophyta, Magnoliopsida, Rosales, Moraceae. Gene Ontology annotation, molecular function: single-stranded DNA binding. The transcript is spliced from 17 exons. The record is from RefSeq and is a predicted model, not a curated record. Bases 43 to 2928 code for a protein of 961 amino acids. Gene Ontology annotation, biological process: flower development.
UUCCUUUCUCUUCCUCAUUUUACUGGGCUUAGAUAUUGAACAAUGAGAAAUAAUAAGGAAGAAUCGACAAGUAGUGCUACACAAGUCGUUGACUUAAUUUCAGCAGUAAAGGAAUUACAUCGACUCAACUCUCAAGAGCUUAACAGAUUAUUGAGGGACUCUGAAAAUUUUACUAUUCAGCAUGUUACUGAGAAAGGCUCAGUAUUAAAGAUUGAUAUGGAAAAAUUUGUGGGCUUUCUUCCUUUGCACCUUAUUGCCGUGCUUAUGUCCUCGGGCAGAGAUGAAGCCCUGUUCAGAUACUUGUUAUGUGGUCUCCGACUCUUGCAUUCCUUCUGCGAGUUAGCACCUCGGAAUGCAAAGCUUGAACAGAUUUUGUUAGAUGAUGUAAAAGUAUCAGAGCAGCUUCUUGACAUGGUGCUCUACUUGCUAAUUGUUUGUGGCAGAGUUGAACAGAAAAACCAUGAUUUUGGCGCCCUUCCCCUAGUGCAUUCGGCUUUAGUGGCAUGCAGUCUACAUUUGCUGACGGGUUUUAUAGCUUCACAGUGGCCAGAUCUUGUUCAUGUAUUACUCGCACAUCCUAAGGUUGAGAUAUUUAUGGAUGCAGCUUUUGGAGCAGUUUGUGCAGCCAUUAGGUUUCUUGAGAUCAAGCUAUCAGCUCAACAUAGUGAUUUUUCUUUUUGCAAAUACUCAAGCUUGAGUCCUGAACAAGAAGUGAAUUAUCUCUGCCAGCAAUGCGAGGCCUCUUUACAGUUUCUUCAGUCUCUGUGCCAACAAAAAACUUUUCGUGAGCGACUCUUAAGGAAUAAGGAGCUCUGUGGAAAGGGUGGCAUUUUGUUUGCAACGCAUGCUAUCCUGAGGUUAAACGUUACACCACAUUUUUUAGAGUUUCCCAGAGUAGUGGCUGCUGUAUCUAGGCUGAAAGCCAAAGUGCUAUCAAUUUUGGUGAGUCUUUGUGAAGCAGAAAGCAUUUCUUACCUGGAUGAAGUCGCAAGCUCACCAGGUACCCUGGAUUUGGCGAAGUCCGUUGCAUCAGAGGUCUUAGAUUUGUUGACUACUGCACUUGGUAGAGAUCCCAGACUUCUUACCACUGGCUCGGAAAGAAAUUAUCCAGUGGGAUUUUUGCAACUCAACGCAAUGCGUCUAGCUGAUAUCUUCUCAGAUGACUCUAACUUUCGAUCUUAUAUUACUAUAUACUUUACCAGAGUGCUGACUGCAAUAUUUUCGCUCCCUCAUGGAGAUUUUUUAUCCAGUUGGUGUUCUUCUGAACUCCCGGUAAAGGAAGACGAUGGAUCCAUUGAAUACGAUUCAUUUGCAUCAGCUGGAUGGGUUUUGGAUGUAUUGUCAUCAAUCAACCCACAGCAUGCACCGAGCUUAGAAUUUACAGUUGUCUCAAAUAGUUUGCAGCAGGCUUCGUAUGCACAUCAGAGAACUUCAUUAUUUGUCAAAGUAAUUGCAAAUCUCCAUUGUUUCGUCCCCAACAUCUGUGAAGAACAGGAGAGGAACCUCUUUCUUAACAAAUUUAUGGAGUGCUUGCAAAUGGAUCCAUCUAAUGCCUUGCCUGGUUUUUCUUUUACUUCUGAUGCUCCUAAAGCUGCCUCGGUCUGCAGGAAUUUGCGUUCCUUGUUAAGUCAUGCAGAAUCCUUAAUUCCUAACUUUUUAAAUGAGGAGGAUGUACAGCUAUUAAGGGUUUUUUUUAACCAACUGCAAUCAUUACUAAAUUCACGUGAACAUGAAGAGAACCGAGUUCAAGAAAGGAAAUUUGAGGAGCCAAUGUCGUGGGAGAAGUUUUCUAAACUCAACCUCAUCGAGCAUCAUCAGGAGGCUCAGAGUGCGGGGGGAUGUUCAUCACCUUUGCUGAUGAAAGAACCUCCUAAUCUUAAUAACCGAAGUAGUAGCUUGAAGGAGGAGAUGUCCGAGAAUUCUGCUAUUCAAGAUGCGGACCAAAAAUAUCAGAAUAUUGAACAUACGGCUCAAGGAGGUGAUGCAGUGAGGGAAGACAAAGGUAAAUCGAGCAGGAGCGCAUUUGGUGGCACGGUAGAGAUUGAUAAAGAUGCCCAAAAUGUUGAAACAAGUGGUUCAGAUACUAGUUCCACGAGAGGAAAAAAUGUUGAUCAAAUGGACAACAGCGAAUUUCCAAAAUCAAGUGCGCCUACUAAAGAAAGUGGGUAUGGAAGAAACGCAGCAGAAGAAAAAAAGGUUGAAACCGUUCAGCAUGACGAAAAACAGAGGAGAAAACGGAAGCGAACCAUAAUGAAUGAUAAGCAGGUGGAACUGAUGGAGAGGGCCCUUGUAGAUGAACCUGAUAUGCAGCGAAAUGCAUCUUUAAUUCAAGCCUGGGCUGAUAAAUUAAGUUUUCAUGGUUCUGAAGUUACAAGUUCGCAGCUGAAAAAUUGGUUGAACAACAGAAAAGCCAGGCUUGCUCGCACGGGCAAGGAUGUCCGUCCGACAUUGGAGGCCGAGAACUCUUUCCUGGAGAAACAAGGUGGCCCAAUACUGAGGUCCAAUUACUCACCCGAGAGUCCUGGCGAAGAUGCUACUGUCCAGCCAAAUGUGGGGAGAGAUCCUCAAGCAAUGACUUGGAGAACCAAUGCAGCUGAAACAUCCGAGGUGGCCCCUGCAGAAGCUGCCUUUGGUCCUUCAGAAUUCGUUCAAUGCGAGCCUGGGCAACAGGUCGUUAUUGUGGAUGCAGCUGGAGAGGAGAUAGCUAAAGGAAAGGUGUUUCAGGUGCAUGGAAAAUGGUACGGAAAGAACUUGGACGAACUACGGACAUGUGUUGUGGAUGUUAAGGAUCUCAAAGUAAAGAGAGGAACUAGGCUUCCACACCCAUCUGUGGCGACCGGAGGCUCAUUCGAAGAGGCCGAAACAAAAAUUGGUGUUAUGAGAGUGUUGUGGGAUUCAAGCAAAAUUUUCGUUUUGCGUUCUAAAUAAAUGCUAGCUAUGCUCAAGUGGCUGCACCUUUUUUUUUUUUUGAUUAAUUUUUUUCUUCGGUCUGGAGCUGUCACUUUUACCUAGUGUAGUUAGACCAUUUUUCUUUACAGAAUGAGAAAUUUCUUUAGAAUCUGCUUUCACAUUGAGAUAUAUUUGAGCUAUAAAAGAAUCCUAUAUGUAA